Lottia gigantea (owl limpet) is the source of this 549-nucleotide messenger RNA. RefSeq lists its product as hypothetical. The transcript has a single exon. Bases 1 to 549 code for a protein of 182 amino acids. The record is from RefSeq and is a predicted model, not a curated record. NCBI's taxonomy places the organism in Eukaryota, Metazoa, Mollusca, Gastropoda, Lottiidae.
AUGAGAAAAACUUGGCUACAGUGUGUAAGUAAAGAUUCCUGUAAGGAUGUAAUAGCUCGGAUGAGAAAAACUUGGCUACAGUGUGUAAGUAAAGAUUCCUGUAAGGAUGUAAUAGCCCGGAUGAGAAAAACUUGGCUACAGUGUGUAAGUAAAGAUUCCUGUAAGGAUGUAAUAGCUCGGAUGAGAAAAACUUGGCUACAGUGUAUAAGUAAAGAUUCCUGUAAGCGUGUACUAGCUCGGAUGAGAAAAACUUGGCUACAGUGUAUAAGUAAAGAUUCCUGUAAGCGUGUACUAGCUCGGAUGAGAAUAACUUGGCUACAGUGUAUAAGUAAAGAUUCCUGUAAGCGUGUACUAGCUCGGAUGAGAAAAACUUGGCUACAGUGUGUAAGUAAAGAUUCCUGUAAGCGUGUACUAGCUCGGAUGAGAUUCCUGAUUAACGCUGGUUGCGCCAAAGUAUAUUUUCAGUUUGAUGAAUCUGUAACGAAUAGAGAUAGGGAAAAAAGGAAAGUUUUUAACUUCUCCAAACAUCUGAGCGUCAGGGAGUUGUAG